GAUUGAAAACUUUCGCGGAGGGGCCUUCGCCGCCUGUGCGGGCCUCUCCGGGACUUGCCCGCAGCUUGUGAUGCUGCUUUGAAAGGCGCAAGAGGCCCCACCAAAGGGAGGAAAAAGCAGUGUUCACUUACUGUGAAGAUGCCUGGCACAGUUCUUGGAGUUGGGCCAGGAGUAUUUAUCUUAGCGCUGCUCUGGGUACUGACCUUGCUGCUCUGCGUGUUGUUAUCCAGAGCUUCUGGACUCGCUAGGUUCUCUGUCAUUGUGGUUUUCUUAGGUGCUGUGAUCAUCACCUUGGUUCUGUUGCUUUUCCCUCGUGCCAGCGAGUUGCCUGCACCGGCUACAGAAAUUAAGAUUGUCGACACCUUCUUCAUCGGCCGCUUUGUCCUGCUGUCCCUUCUCUGUGUGGUUUUCCUUGGGUGCCUUUUCAUGGUUUUGGUUCACUAUGUACUGCAACCAGUGUAUGCCAAGCCCUUGAGAACCACCUCCUAAGAAGACAGGCUGCCAAUCGCUGGUUCCACUUUGGCCUUAGGGAGAAAUAUUUUCCUGUAACAAAAGGAAAGCAAACUUAAAUUGCUGUGAUCAAAACGUUCUGUUAAUUUUUAAAUAUAUGUAUGUAUGUAUGUAUGUAUGUAUGUAUGUAUGUAUGUAUGUAUGUAUGUAUAAUGGGACGUGGGUGGCGCUGUGGGUUAAACCACAGAGCCUGUUGUUGUUUAGUCGUUUAGUCGUGUCCGACUCUUGGUGACCCCAUGGACCAUAGCCUAGGGCACAGGGCCUAGGGCUUGCCAAUCAGAAGGUCAGCGGUUUGAAUCCCUGCGAUGGGGUGAGCUCCCAUUGCUCGGUCCCUGCUCCUGCCAACCUAGCAGUUCGAAAACACGUCAAAUUGCAAGUCGAUAAACGGCAUUUCCAUGUGCUGCUCUGGUUCGCCAGAAGUGGCUUAGUCAUGCUGGCCACAUGACCUGGAAGCUGUAUGCCGGCUCCCUUGGCCAAUAAUGCGAGAUGAGCACCGAAACCCCAGAGUCAGUCCGACUGGACCUAAUGGUCAGGGGUCCCUUUACCUUUAUGUAUGUAUAAUUUUGUUAUUAAUAUCAUGUUGUAUGACAUCCUGAGCUUUUUGGGAGAAGAGAGAUUGCAAAUUUUGUAAAUACAUUUAAAUGUACUGCAAGUUCUAAGCCUGCUCUUCAUGUUGUGGUCGCCCCCCCCCCCCUUCAGUUCACCCCCCUUGCAAAAUAUGUUUAUAAGGUGUGUUUGCAAAGCAGUAUAGGUUGGCUGUAUUGAUUCCAUGUCAACUAUAGUAUUAGUAGCUGCUCUGUAGCUAGGACAGUUUAUUAAAUAGACAUUUUUUCACAUUAAAUUCUAAUUUGACUUUUAACCAGUUUCUGUUUCCCUCUAUGCUGUAUUCAAAGAAACUAUGCCUGUGUAUUUCUUUGUGGUAACUUCUGUAUUUAGUGGAUUUAAUUUAAUGGAUCCCCAAGGGCUUAUUUAUUGUCUCCCCCUCCUUCCUGACACAGGUGAGACAUGCUAAUGAGUCCCUCUGAGAAGUGGCUGGGCUGAGUUGUUCCAGGAGGACAAAAGGGAAACAGAUCAUUUUUCUUAGUCACCAAAUUAUUGUUGUCCACCCCUUUAAAAAAAGUACAAAGGAAACCCAUAUCUGAUUUAAUGCCUCUCUUGGGGCUGAACCUCAUGGUGCAUUAAAAAAAAACUGAGCUGGGAGUCAUUUCACAUCUGCCUGCACACACAGAAAGGGGAAAAUGUAAUGUCUGAAUGGAUGAGUUGGAGAUCUUGUUUAUGCUCACACAAAGUCUGAAGUUUCAAAUUGAUUUCAUGGGUCACAUAAUUAUAUUAUUCUUUAUUACUUGCUUCUUUAAAAAAAUCCUACACAUGAUGGCGAUUACAAUUAGUAUCCAUGCCCAGGACUGCUUAGAGUGCUAAAUCAUAUUUUCUGUAUCAAUUCUUUCUGUUCUUGAAUAGUGGCUCUCUGAUCUAAAUAUCCUUGCAUGCCAUGCAAUUUGCAAAGAUCUCCUUUGCCAAAUAGAUGGUUGGUUCUGACUAUAUUAACAUAUACCCACACAACAACUUCGAUCUGUAGAACUCGCUUUGUUAGAGGUACCACAUAAUAUUCCGGUUGUAUUUGUAAGAAAUUGAUCUUUUAGUGUGCCAGCCUGUACACUUUGGAACUCCCUGCCUAUUGACAUCAGGCAGGUACCGUCACUGUACUCUUAAAACAUUUUUGUUCAGGCAAGCCUGCCCAGACAUGUAGAAUACUGACAUGUGUU
Molecule: messenger RNA, 2273 nt
Organism: Zootoca vivipara (common lizard)
Lineage: Eukaryota; Metazoa; Chordata; Lepidosauria; Squamata; Lacertidae
Gene: TMEM218
Product: transmembrane protein 218
Source: RefSeq, a predicted model, not a curated record